Messenger RNA from Acanthoscelides obtectus, 267 nucleotides. NCBI's taxonomy places the organism in Eukaryota, Metazoa, Arthropoda, Insecta, Coleoptera, Chrysomelidae. The record is from the annotation of a GenBank genome assembly.
AUGUGCCUUUUAUGCAACAAAGUUUUGGGCAAUGACGCAGUGAAACCAUCUAAACUGCAAGAUCAUCUGAGAAGGUGCCACCCUGAUAAAACAGAGAAAGAUUUGAAAUACUUUCAAACACUCAAAGAUAAAUUUCAGAAGAGGCCUACACUGGACAGAAUGUUCGCUUCGACGUCACAAAGAAAUGAUGAUGGGUUGCGGGCGUCUUACAAUAACUCGUUACUUAUAGCAAAAUCCGGAAACCGCAUACUAUCGGAGAAAAGUUAA